Messenger RNA from Chrysoperla carnea, 1294 nucleotides. RefSeq names its product serine protease snake-like. Bases 14 to 1273 code for a protein of 419 amino acids. The transcript is spliced from 6 exons. Lineage: Eukaryota; Metazoa; Arthropoda; Insecta; Neuroptera; Chrysopidae. The record is from RefSeq and is a predicted model, not a curated record. Gene Ontology annotation, molecular function: serine-type endopeptidase activity. Gene Ontology annotation, biological process: proteolysis.
GAUUCAAUUCGUAAUGAUAAAGUUAAAAAAAUUUAAUAUUUGUGUUCUGCUAUUAUACAUAUUUGUAUUUAUUUCCGUAAUACAAUGUCAUCUAUUAGAAGGGCAAUAUUGUUUGCACAAACGAAGUAUGUCUCUAGGCACUUGUAAGCCAUUAGACAAUUGUGAAGAGACUGAUCAUGAAAAUAAUCAUGAAAAACAUCUAACACCUCAAUUAUGUAAUUGGAAUAAUAAAACGCCAAUAGUUUGCUGUCGAAAUACACAUCCAAUUGAAACACAAGAAAUAACAGAAAUAGAGAUUCUUGAAACUAUAGAAGAAACACGAAAAAUAAAGAUAGAACAUGCAGAAAUAAUCCCAAAACAGAAAAAACCUCAACUAGAGGAAGAAUUAAAAAUGGAGACUGACAAAACAAAUGGAAUUAGUAGAAAAUUGUGCUUGUAUUAUGCAAAAUCAGUUUAUGCUCUCAAGUAUCCAGUUUUCAAUGCUCCUGGAGCUGCACCACAAAAUGAAUCACAAUGUGCUGUGGAAUAUCGCCCUUUAAUUAUCGGAGGCUCUGAUGCUAAGCCAAAGGAAUUUCCACACAUGGCUCUGAUUGGUUAUGGUGAAGAAAAUGAAAUCGAAUGGGGUUGCGGUGGUUCAUUAAUCACCGAAGAAUGGGUUUUGACAGCAGCUCAUUGUGCUUAUCCAUCCAUGGGUGAAGCAAAAUUUGUUCGAUUGGGUGAAUUAGAUUUGCAAAAUGAAAAUGAUGAUUCUGAGCCACAAAAUUUUAUUAUUAUUCAAAUUGAACAACAUCCUGAAUACAAAGAAGAAUUGAACUUUUAUAAUGACAUAGCAUUAUUCAAACUUAACAAAAAAGCAAAACUUACUGCUUAUGUUCGACCAGCAUGUUUAUGGACGAAACGAGAAAUUAAAAGCUCCAAAGCUAUGGCAACUGGAUGGGGACAGACAAGCGACGUUCAUAUGACACAAAGUUCACAUUUACUCAAAGUAACAUUAAGUUUAAUACCUCAAUCAGAAUGCAAUCAUUAUAAAAAUAAAAUAGAUUAUGAGAAGAGCAUUUGUGCUGGUAUAAGUAAGAAGGAUAAAAGCAUUAAAAAUACAUGUCAGGCUGAUUCAGGAGGUCCAUUACAAAUAUAUGCCGAAGACGUCAAAUGUAUGUAUUAUAUUAUUGGAAUUACAUCGUAUGGAAAAGUAUGUGAUUUAAGUGGUACAGGAGUAUAUACAAGAGUAUCGAACUAUAUACCAUGGAUAGAAAGCAUUGUAUCGAUAAAAUAAAUUUGUAAUUUUAAUGCUCGA